Molecule: messenger RNA, 2653 nt
Organism: Myotis brandtii (Brandt's bat)
Lineage: Eukaryota; Metazoa; Chordata; Mammalia; Chiroptera; Vespertilionidae
Gene: JADE3
Product: jade family PHD finger 3
Exons: 11
Coding region: 53-2524 (823 amino acids)
Biological process (GO): regulation of transcription by RNA polymerase II
Cellular component (GO): histone acetyltransferase complex
Source: RefSeq, a predicted model, not a curated record
CACUUGUACAGAUGUUAUAGUUGCAUGCGGUGGACAGAAAGGAUGCUACAAAAUGAAGCGUCGUAGAACUUUCAGCACCAGUGACAGUUCAGAUGGCAGUCCUUCUACUUCUUUUACUGGCUCAAGGUAUAGGAACAAGUCAAAAAUUCCAAAUGAGCACAAGAAAUCUGCUGAGGUGUUCCGGAAGGACCUCAUCAGUGCCAUGAAGCUGUCAGAUUCUCACCACAUUAAUCCUGACAGCUAUUACCUCUUUACGGAUACAUGGAAAGAAGAAUGGGAAAAGGGAGUCCAGGUACCAGCCAAUCCAGACACACUUCCGCAGCCUUCCCUCAGGAUUAUCGCCGAUAAGGUAAAGGAUGUUCUGUUUACCCGCCCCCGGAAGUAUAUUCAUUGCUCCAUGCCAGAGAACUCGGAGCUUGGCUAUGUCAACAUCAGGGAGCAGGCGGCAUCUGUGUGCCGAUAUGACCUAGACGACAUGGACAUGUUUUGGCUCCAGUCCCUCAAUGAAGACCUUAAAGAAAUGGGUUGUGAGCCAAUUGAUGAAAACCUAAUGGAAAAGACAAUAGAAGUCCUGGAACGCCGAUGCCAUGAAAAUAUGAAACAUGCUAUUGCGACAGAGGAAGGGCUAGGCAUCGAGUAUGAUGAAGAUGUGAUCUGUGAUGUGUGCCGGUCCCCAGAGAGUGAAGACGGGAAUGACAUGGUGUUCUGUGAUAAGUGUAACAUCUGUGUGCACCAGGCUUGUUAUGGCAUCCUCAAGGUCCCAGAAGGCAGCUGGCUGUGUCGCUCCUGUGUCGUGGGUGUUCCUGCGCAAUGUAUGUUAUGUCCAAAGAAAGGUGGAGCCAUGAAGACCACCAGGACGGGGACUAAAUGGGCUCAUGUCAGCUGUGCCCUAUGGAUUCCAGAGGUCAGCAUUGGUUGUCCUGAAAGGAUGGAACCAAUCACAAAGAUCUCCCACAUCCCACCCAGUCGCUGGGCCUUAGUCUGCUACUUAUGCAAAGUGAAGACAGGAGCAUGCAUUCAGUGCUCGGUGAAGACCUGCACCACCGCCUUCCAUGUCACCUGCGCCUUCGAGCACAACCUGGAGAUGAAGACCAUCCUCGACGAGGAUGAUGAAGUGAGAUUUAAGUCUUUCUGCCUCAAACACAGCCAAAGCCGGCAGAAACUCGGCGAGACCGAGUACCCCCUGUACUGGGCCGAAGAGCAGAGCUUGGCCAAAGGCGAUAAGACCAGCCCGCGGGCGCAGAAACUGCAGGAGCUGGAGGAGGAAUUCUAUAGCCUGGUCAACGUGAAAGAUGUGUCCACAGAGAUGGGGCUGCCCCUGCUAACUGUGGACUUAAUCUACAACUACUGGAAACUGAAACGGAAGAGUAACUUCAAUAAGCCAUUAUUCCCUCCGAGGGAGGAUGAAGAAAAGGGCUUAGUGCAGCCAAAAGCGGAAAGUAUUCACACUCGCAUGAGCAUGUUUAUGCAUCUACGGCAGGACCUGGAGCGGGUUCGAAAUCUGUGCUACAUGAUAACCAGACGAGAGAAGCUGAAGCUGUCCUACAACAAAGCACAGGAACAGAUCUUCGGUUUGCAAGUCCAGCUGCUUAACCAGGAAGCAGCAGAAGGACCUCCUUUGACAAGUGCACUAGAAAACUCAUUGUUUUACCCACCACCGAGAAUUACCUUAAAGUUAAAAAUGCCCAGAUCAGCCCCGGAAGACUGCCGAAACAGCUCCGCAGAGACUGAUCAUGGACCCCUCUCUCCUGGCAGCAACUCCCCUGUUCACAGUAUGGGGAGCGCACAAGUGCCUCAGGAAUCAUUAGAAAUGAGAGCGAAAUCCCACCCGAGGCAUCCAUUAGAGAGCAACAAUCACUGUUUCCUGACCAGUCUGGGCCUUUCUAGGAGUGAAUCAAAGGAUCCCAGUCCGGCUUGGACGACUCCAUCUCCGGAGUCCUAUCAAGGGCAGUCACUGGGGAAACCCCUGGUCCUCCAAGCUGCCCUGCAUGGACAGUCCUUAAUUGGAAAUGGGAAAAAACGUUCUCGCUCCAAGUUUGCCAAAUCCAAUGGCCUGGAGGGCAGCUGGUCUGGGGAUAGCACCCCAAAAGACAGCUCGAGUGAAAUGUCAUGUGGCCAGGAUUCCAUGCUCAGCUCCCACCUGGCCAGUCAGGGCAGCUUUAGAAAACCUACCGUGGAACACUCCAGCCGGUCCUUUAAGGAGUCCACCAACAGGUGGAUGAGGACCACAGGCGGCCUCCAGUGCUAUGGGAAGCCAACCAAGAAUGUUAACCCCAGGGAGCAGCUCUGGGGCAAGCAGCUUGCCAGGCGUUCUGCAGGGAAAGCUCCCUAUCAGGAAAACGAUGGGUAUUGCCCAGAUUUGGAGCUGAGUGAUUCAGAAGCAGAAAGUGAUGGGAAUAAAGAGAAAGUCAGGGUAAAGAGAGAGGGCUCAAGCAGGGAGAAGCCUCCCCGCGCCUCUAGACGGGAUUGCCGUGGUAAACGCAAGAAGACGCAUCCCCUCUCCCACAGUUCAAUGCAAAGGUGAUUUCCAACUUCCAAGAACAACUCAACCUUUGCCUUUGCCUCGUGUGUUGUAGAAACCCCACACACCAAAAGGAUUCUGGCACAUGUUGGGGAGGCAUUUUGGUGAAAAGAAUAAAAUGUUUCCACAGUU